Molecule: messenger RNA, 3375 nt
Organism: Amphiprion ocellaris (clown anemonefish)
Lineage: Eukaryota; Metazoa; Chordata; Actinopteri; Pomacentridae
Product: cell cycle control protein 50A-like
Exons: 7
Coding region: 220-1326 (368 amino acids)
Biological process (GO): phospholipid translocation
Cellular component (GO): endoplasmic reticulum; plasma membrane; Golgi apparatus
Source: RefSeq, a predicted model, not a curated record
UGAAGGCGGCUGUAAACUUCGUGGAGGAGCAGCCGUUGCUAGCUCUUUAGCUAGCUGCCUUAUGAACAAUAAUAAUGGAUUUUAUGGCAGUUAACUGAAAACCUAUGAAUACAUAGCUUAAACUCGCGGUGUUUCCAAACAACUGACAUUAAGACGCUAACGCUGCUAGCUAGCUAAAGCCAGCUACAACUUAGCAAUCAGUAGCUUCGAGCAGCAAUCAUGAUGGCGUCCAGCUACAACGCCAAAGACGAGGAUGGACAUAUCACUGUGUCCGGACCUGGCGGCGGAACUCUGCGGAGCAAGAAGCCCGAAAACACUGCGUUCAAACAGCAGAGACUCCCAGCAUGGCAGCCCAUCCUCACAGCGGGCACCGUCCUCCCUGCCUUCUUCAUCAUCGGCCUCAUCUUCAUCCCCAUCGGCAUCGGCCUGUAUGUUACCUCCAACAACAUCAAGGAGUUUGAGAUCGAUUACACAGGAGUUGACAUGUCCAGUCCCUGCUUCAACUGCUCCCAGAACUUCAGCUGGAACAGCACAAGGCCUUGUACCUGCACGAUACCCUUCUACCUGGACCAGCCCUAUGAAAGCAACGUCUUCAUGUAUUACGGCCUCUCCAACUUCUACCAGAAUCACCGGCGCUAUGUGAAGUCAAGAGAUGACAGUCAGCUGAAUGGAGACACGGAAUCUCUCACGAAACCCAGCAAGGAGUGUGAGCCGUAUGCUUUCCACGAAAACAAGCCCAUUGCACCAUGUGGGGCCAUCGCCAACAGCAUGUUUAAUGACACGCUGGAGCUGUUUUACAACAACCCCAAUGGCACAAAGAGCGAGAUUCCUCUGACGACCACAGGAAUCGCCUGGUGGACGGACAAACACGUGAAGUUCAGGAACCCUGGGGGCAACAACCCGAACCUCACAGCUGUUUUUCAAGGAACAACGAAGCCGGUGAACUGGCGCAGGCCUGUGUACGAGCUGGACACUGAUGCGGAGAACAACGGCUUCAUCAACGAGGACUUCAUCGUGUGGAUGAGAACCGCCGCUCUGCCGACCUUCCGCAAACUCUAUCGCAUCAUCCAGAAGAAGAACAACAUGGUUCCUACUCUGCCCAGAGGCAACUACACUCUGGAAGUGGUCUACAAUUAUCCUGUUCGCAGCUUUGAAGGCAGGAAGCGGAUGAUCCUGAGCACCAUCUCCUGGAUGGGAGGCAAGAACCCGUUCCUGGGCAUCGCCUACAUCACCGUGGGCUCCGUCUGCUUCUUUCUGGGCGUCGUCCUGCUGAUCAUCCACCACAAGUACGGCAACCGCAACAACAGCGCCGACAUCUCCAACUGAGACGCUGACGGCGCUCCGGCUCACCUCGGCUGCAGUGAACAGGGAUCCAGCAACACAUCUGUGAGGGUGAAUCCAGAGGACAGAGUAGAUACAUGACAAAACUGAACAUAAAGUAACUUCUCGAAGUGUCAGACGUGAGUUUUAGGGUGUGAAUGUCUGAAUUAUAGCUGAUUAUUUGCCAAAGUGAGAGGAAAAGAAGCCGAAAUUUAACAGCCACAGUCAAGAUGUAAGACAAAUCAGAAACAACCUGCAGAGGUCAUACAGUUACACCCAAACUACACAUUGUGAGUUUGCCAAAACAUUGGAUCAGAGUUUAUGGGUUCUAUCUUAAAUGAAUAAUUAGUAAAAAUGCUUAUUUGUGCUAUUGCAGAGUUGGAUGAUAAGAUCAGUAACUAGCGAAAGAUAACAUGUUCAUAAAUGAGCUUUAGAGGUGCAGGUAGAUGGAUUUUGUCACAUUUAAAGUAAACCAGUCAGCUGUUUGCCUCUGUUUCCUGUCUAUAUAGUAGCUAAGCUAACCAGAUGCUAGCUGUAGCUUAUGUUUACUACACAGACAUGAUAGUGGUAUCAGUUCAAACGUGUCUCACCACACUCUCUCUUCUUCUUGCCUGUUUCGUUGUUCUGGACGUAGAUGCAAGAGUGAGUGUUCGUUGUAGCCUCUCCAUGAAGAUGACAGAUGGGACAAUAUCGGUUCAGCUGAAGCUCAGAUGAAGCAGCUUCUGUGUAGAUUCAUUCCUGAUCUUUUGCCCAAGCAACAAAAAUACUGUCACUUUUGAAAUGUGAUUUGUGUCAGAAAUGUGACGUUUAUCUCUAAUCUCUUACAUUGUAAUCGGUCAGGUGAUUUGUCAGUCUUAUUAAUCAACACUGAUUUUGAAGAUGAAUUGUUAUUCAUGUUUAAAAAGAAGUAUCCUAAAUUCUCCCACUCUGGCUCCUGAAGGCUAAAGAUUGGUUUUCCUUUUGAGAUAGUAUUGGGUAUAUUAUUCGGUAGGUAAAACAGCCAUCAGAUUAAUCGAUAGAGAUUAAGAUAGAGACUUUAAAAGUGAAUUCUGUCUGCUGUUAGGCCACAAAAACCAAAUGAAUACAUUUAUUCUGACAGAAAUGUAUCCUGGUGUUGCAGUUCAAGUGCUGAAGUAGCAACGAGCUGAUCACUUGUGCAGACAACUGUUUAGUUGUUGCUGUUUAGUAGUUGUGAUUGAUACAGACAUUCAUGUUGCUCAAAGGAAAGCUCAGCCAGGAUCCAAAGAUCCUUGUAAAAACAAAAUCUACUUCGGAAUGAGUCUGGAUGUUUGAGUAGCGUUAGGAUCUCUGACGGUGCAGUUGCGGUGAGCUGGACUGUCACUGUUGCAUGCUGGUCGGCUGAGAAGCUGAUGUGAUCAUGGAGCUGCUCCAGCGGCUCGUCUUUGUGCCUCGUUUCGUCCGUAACUUCGUCCUGCUUUCAGACUGAAUUCAUGCUUUUGCGAGUCGUCGCACUUUGAGCGAUUUCCACAUCAGAGGAAACACAACUUGUUCGCAGUUUGGAAGCUGUACAAGUAACAUGUUUAUUUUUUGUAUUUAUUUUAGGGUUUUUUUAAUGUUUGCAUUGUAAAGCCAGUAUUUGCACGCUAGACCUCAGGGGCUUUGAGUCUAAAGGUGGAUGGAGCUAUAUGUUGUGACUGUGUAAAUAUUAACCAGAAAAAAUGUACAUUGACUCGGUGUUGCCGCUUCAUUCGUUGUCGUUGACAUGCAGUAAUAAUAGAUUAACAAGGCAGCAUGAUAGAACAGUAUCAGUACGUGUGCUUAAGUGUAUUUGCCACUGCACAGAGUGAAUUAAUGUUUUCCAGCCACAUUCUGCCAUUUUCAGCUGAAAUGAGCUGAAGCUGCAGCCAAAUGCUUGUUAAAUAGAUGCUGCAUGUUGAAAUGUGAUGAGUAAAAUGUGUUUGUUUUUUAAUUUUUUUGUGGCGCAUUUUAUUGAGAUGAACUAAUAGAAGCACUGGAUUUUACAUUUGUUUUUGAUACUCCACCUGUGUUGUGUUGUUGCUUUAAAAAAAAUAAAUUUGUCUUUUAAAAACAUGA